GGCAUGUUGAGUCACCGGCAGAUAGUGCUUGGGCUGAAUGGAUGCUGCCACUGCAUAAUGGUCCUCAGACGUUUCCUUGGCAACGUGGGGAGGGCAUGUGAAGAGGGAGGUAUAAAAGCACUGGCAGCUCCUCUCUGAGUCUUACUCUGAAGUAAAUGCAUUCACUGUCAACACGGAGAGCCUCAGAGAACUUGCUACACACUUUCUCUCCCUAUUUGUCACCUUCUUUCUCGGCUCACUUGACGGCUCAGCUCCACAAGUAGCUGUUCAAGAAUGAUGCGACCGAAAGAUUUACGCCAGGGUUCUGGCACCAAGACCUUCCUAGAUGCCAUGCACGGCGGUAAAGUUCACCUCGCACGCUUCAUCCUGGACGCCUUGGAUGGACGCAUCAUCAACUCUAAGACAGAAAACAGCCGCACUCCGCUCAUGUAUGCUGUCUGCCUACAAGACCCCGGGACCAGGGCCAAGUUCACCCGGCUGCUGCUGGAGAAAGGGGCAGAUGUCAACUGCCAGGAUGAGGACGGUCGCACAGCCCUGAGCCUUGUCUGUGAGUUGGGUCACCUGGACGUGGUCAAGCUUCUUGUGCAAUUCAAUGCUGACCCCGACAUCUUUGACGCCUGGGGUAACAGUGCUCUGAUGUAUGCUGCCUUUUCUGGGCAUAGCCAGGUUCUGGAGUUUCUGGUCCGGGCUUUCAAAAGAUUGGGACUGAGGCUGGACAGAACAAAUAAUGCUGGUCACUCAGCCAUCGAGGUGGCCAACUUCUUCGGACAUAACCAGUGCGUACAGAUUCUGAACUUUCCUUGCAGGAGGGGUGUUGGCACAGAUGAUCCACUUGCUGAUUCGGGUACCAAUGGUGAAGGAGAGUGUCGGCUGCCCAACAGGCUCCCCAGGCAUGUUCUGGAGAGGUUCUCCAAGCAGUUGAAUAGCAAUGAAGACCAACUGCCUGGGGUAUUUCAGAAACAGCUGAAGGUUGGUGACAGUAGCGGGCUGUGGAACCGCUUCAGAUGUCCCAGGAGCCAGUCUCAAGAGGAGAACCAUCGCCACAACUGGGCUCUGCCUCCUCAGCGAGAGAAAAGCCAGUUUGAAGGGGAUCACAGCGUUCUCUUCACAGCCAAACAACUGCAAAAUUGCCAGCUUAGAGACCCGAGAGGGGCUAAAACACUGAACUCUCUGCCUCAGCCAAGCCAGAAAGAUGUCAGAAACACUGGACUCCAAGAGCCUACACCAGUUAGUUUUCCUCUCUGGGGAAAAGCGAAGUCGUUUAACCUGGACCUUCUGAGCAACAGAAAGCAGUCCUAUCAGGGUGAUGUGCGUGACAUGAGCCUGUCAGCCAGCAAAUUAAAGAGAGCCUCGCUACAGGAUGAGAGAUGCCUUAUAGACAAGAUGGAAUGUCAAAGGAACACCCGGGGCCUGACAAACGAUGCUAACAAAACUGGCUCAGUGCCAAAACCUCUUUUAAACGGCAAAAGUCAGCCCGUGAGAGCAGUCGAGGAGAAUCUCAAAUCAGAAGAGGCUAAUGACAUAGUUCCAUCAAGUAAAAGAGAGCAGCAGAAGAGGGGAAGCUUUGGCCCGACCAGCAGACACAACAAACUGCUGUCUUCCAGAGGGGAGAUCGAGACGGGGAAGAUCCCAAGCCGUAUGCCGGGGUUCAUGGGCCUGGGCAACAGACUGCUGCGUAGAUUCACCGCACCAGAGUUCAUGAGAAUGGUGACAGACUGUUCGUCUGGCUCCUCUAAUGGCCGAGGGCGCAUGUCCCGCUCCGAAACCUUCCCUCUCUCUCACACACAUCAGCAGGUAAACAGCCAGCCAAGCGUUGACAGCAUCAGUGGAGUGAAGUGCGAGUUUGAAAGCUGCUCUUCUCAGUCCGCCCUUGAUUAGAAUAAGGACAUUAUGAAGCAACAGAAAUGGCUGGUAAAAAUUCUGACAAUGCAGUUUGAUUGUUUGAUGAUGUUAUCUAUUUAUUGAGAGAAAUAACAAUAUUUUGCUUUUGUUGCAGUUCAUUAGUUUUUUCAAUAUUUAUCAAUAAAAAACAAGAGGUUUAAAAGCUUAUU
Messenger RNA from Micropterus dolomieu (smallmouth bass), 2051 nucleotides. RefSeq lists its product as uncharacterized. The transcript has 2 exons. The record is from RefSeq and is a predicted model, not a curated record. Gene Ontology annotation, molecular function: protein binding. The coding region runs from base 274 to 1878 and encodes 534 amino acids. Lineage: Eukaryota; Metazoa; Chordata; Actinopteri; Centrarchiformes; Centrarchidae.